UACAAAUGCAGAUUUUAUUCUACAAUUCAUUAAUUAAGCACAGAAUUUUUUAUUUCGAUGCGCGUGGCUCUUGUGGUCCUCCAUACAUACCAGGAUAUGUCUCUAAACAAGGAGUUACCGCAGGGACCGGAUCUGACUAACACGCUGGUGGGUGUUCUUUUAAGAUUCCGUGAAGAUUCAGUAGCGCUGAUGGCAGACAUUGAAUCAAUGUUUUACCAAGUCAAUGUACCAGAAAGGGAUGCUGAUCUUCUUCGUUUUCUCUGGUGGCCAGAUGGCAAGCUGGAUGAGCCCAUGAAGGAAUAUAGGAUGAUGGUGCACCUCUUCGGAGCUACUUCCUCACCAAGCGUCGCCUCAUAUGCGCUAAGAAGAACGGCAGAAGAUCACAAGGAAGAAGCAUCUCCAGAAGCUGUUCAGACAGUCCUGUGCAACUUCUACGUUGAUGACUGUCUGAAAAGUGUAGCUACAGAAGAGGCUGCAGUGAAAUUAGUCAGUGAUCUUCGUGCUCUGUGUACCAGUGGAGGGUUUACAUUAACAAAAUGGACAAGUAACAGUAGAAAAGUGUUGAUGUCAAUUCCUGAAGAACACAGAGCCAACGAGGUGAAAGAUCUGGAUCUUAGGCAUGACACUUUGCCAGUUGAGAGAACUCUAGGUGUACAGUGGAACACAGAAGCAGAUACCUUCACUUACACUAUAAGGUUGCAAGACAAGCCAAUGACCAGAAGAGGCAUUUUGUCAGUCAUUAAUUCAAUUUAUGACCCUCUUGGCUUUCUAGCACCAGUCAUCUUGCCUGCAAAACUUUUGUUGAAAGAUCUCUGUAAAGAGCAGCAUGGUUGGGACAAGGAGAUCAAUGAAAAGCAUGCAAAAAUUUGGAAAAAAUGGAAAGAAGACGUUGUACUCCUCUCCAACUUCCAUGUGAGUAGAUGCCUAAAGCCUACAGGUUUCGGAUGCACCGUUGUUGCGCAGUUGCACCAUUUUUCCGAUGCUUCAGAUUACGCAUAUGGAACUGUCUCUUACCUGUUGAUGGAAAAUAGACGAGGCAAAAGACAUUGUGCCUUUCUCAUUGGGAAAUCAAGAGUUUCUCCGCUCAAGCAAGUCACAAUUCCUAGGCUUGAGCUGACUGCAGCAGUGAUUUCAGUGAGGAUGGACAGAUUACUGCGACAAGAACUUCAAGUUCCUCUGCAACAAUCAGUCUUCUGGAUGGACAGCACAACUGUGCUUAGAUACAUUGAUAGCGAAACAUCUCGCUUCAAAACUUUCGUUGCAAAUAGAGUUUCACUGAUUCGAGAAGCAACCAAGCCAUCGCAAUGGAAGUAUGUGACAUCGACAGAAAAUCCUGCGGAUCAAGCAAGCAGAGGCUUAAAGGCAAAAGAUCUGCUGGAAGGAGGUUCAUGAAUUCACGGGCCGAACUAUCUUCUAGAUGAAAACGAAUGGCCAGAACAGCCAGUGAGAAAGAAGGAAAACCUUCAAAAUGAUCCAGAAGUCAAGACUUCAGCAACGGUUAAUAUACUGAAAGUUGAGGAAGGCAUGGAACCAAUGAAACAUGUGAUUGACUACUAUUCAGACUGGAAUAAACUGAAAAGAGCAGUGGCCUGGAUAAUGAAGCUAAGGAAGGUGCUGUGGAUGUUAAAAGAAGCAAGAAAACAUUACUCAAACAUAGUCCAGAAAAAUAAAAAUGAUCCUGAAAAGCGAAAGUUAAAGUUGCAAGUGCACAUGGAGACAUUUAAAUCUGCAAUGGGAAAGAAAGCGCUUGCUUUGGAGGAUCUUGAGGCUGCCGAAUCGGAAAUUGUUCGCUUCAGCCAGAAACAACAUCAUGGAGAGGAGAUCAAAAUCCUACAGAAGGGAGGACAGCUCAGCUGUUCAAAUUAGACCCAGUUCUUCGAGAUGGGAUGCUGAGAGUUGGUGGCAGACUCAAUAAAUCAGGCUUGCCAGAAAAUGCUAAACAACCAGCAAUUCUUUCUAAACACAGCAAAAUCUCUGAAAUCAUUUUGAGAGACAUCCAUCAACGAACUGGUCACUGCGGUCGCAAUUAUGUGCUGGCGCAACUGCGAUGCAGAUAUUGGAUUCCUCAAGCCAAUUCGGCAAUUAGAAAGAUAAUCAACAAAUGUCAAACUUGCCGUAGGAUUUCUGGAAGGAUUGGUGAGCAGAAGAUGGCAGACUUACCUGAAGACCGUCUUCUACCAGACAAACCUCCGUUUACAAACACUGGUGUCGACUACUUUGGCCCAUUUGAUGUCAAGCGGGGCCGGGGUACUGUCAAAAGAUAUGGUGUCAUGUUUACCUGCCUCACUCUCAGAGCUGUACAUAUUGAAGUUGCAGACAGUCUUGACACAGACUCCUGUAUCAAUGCGAUUUGACGUUUCAUCUGCAGAAGAGGUCAAGUUACCAUCAUGAGGUCAGAUAAUGGCACAAACUUUGUGGCAGCGGAAAGGGAGUUGAGGGAAGCCAUUCAAAGACUGGAUCACGACAAAAUAGAAAGAAUCCUACAACCAAAAGGUAUAAAGUGGAUUUUUAACAGCCUGGCUGCUUCACAUCAAGGUGGAGUUUGGGAGAGACAAAUUCGAACAGUGCGUCGAAUUCUCAGCGCUCUCUUGAAGGAACAAGUGCCAAAUGAAGAUUGUCUUCAUACGAUAAUGUGUGAGAUUGAAAGCAUCAUUAAUGGCAGACCUCUCACAAGCGUCUCAGAUGACAUAAAUGACGUUGAAGCUUUAACGCCGAGCCAUCUGUUGCUACUUAAGUCACAGCCCCUCAUGCCUCCAGGUGUCUUCAACAAAAAUGAUGCAUACACCAGAAGAAGAUGGAGACAGGUUCAAUAUCUAGCAGAUUUGUUUUGGACCAGAUGGACUCGUGAAUAUCUUCCACUUCUGCAAGAGCGCCAGAAGUGGCUGAAACCGAGAAGAAACUUCAUGGUCGGAGAUCUUGUGCUGCUGGUGGACAGUUCUUCUCCACGCAACUCCUGGCUCAUGGGGAGAGUGGUUGAGACGUUGCCAGACUCAAGUGGAACAGUCCGAAGAUUGAAAGUAAAAACUAAAAGCAACAUCCUGGAAAGACCCGUUAACAAGUUGUGUCUUCUGGAGGAGGCUUCAUCCGAGCGAUGAAGAGAAAGAAUGUUUGUUCAUGGACAUUACAAUUAGGUUGGCUCUUAAUGAUUAAUGUGUAAGUUAAUAAUUGUCUAGUUCUCUCACCUAACCAAUUAGGGGCCGGAUGAUGUAAGAGCCAAUUAAAGGUUAAUUUUAUUGGUA
Oreochromis niloticus (Nile tilapia) is the source of this 3239-nucleotide messenger RNA. RefSeq lists its product as uncharacterized. Lineage: Eukaryota; Metazoa; Chordata; Actinopteri; Cichliformes; Cichlidae. The transcript has a single exon. The coding region runs from base 58 to 1392 and encodes 444 amino acids. The record is from RefSeq and is a predicted model, not a curated record.